AUCCAUAUUCCAUCUCUUCUAACCCUCUCUCAGAUCACACGUAUUGCAGUGACCGUAGAGAGAGAGAGAGAAAAAGAAGACAGAGAAAAUGGUGAAAUCAAAGGAAUUAGAAAAUGUGACAGAAUCAACAACACUAGAAACACUGAAUCGUACUUUGUACAAUGUUGAACAACUUCAAUCAGAAUUACCUGAAUUCCUUUCCAAUUCAGACCCUGAUCUUCUCUCUCAAUUACCACUCCUUCAACGUGCUCAAUCUCUCUUCACUCUCGCUAAACUCACUUCAACCCUUUUUUCAUUGAAGUUGAAGUGUAGAGGGAUUAACCCAAAUGAUCAUCCUUUCAAAUCUGAGCUUGAUAGGUUAAGUUUGUGCCAAAGGAAAUUGGAACGUCUUCCAAAUUUGAGUGAAGAACAGUGGCAAGAUAUGAUGGAGAAAAAGAUGUAUCAGGAGCAGACUGGUCAAAAGAGGAAGUAUCCAUCUUCUGAAGAACAAUUUGAAGAAUAUGAUUCCAAGGAGUUUGUGGAGAAAUUACCAGGGGAGUUUCUUGGUGGUGAUGGUAGUAGUGGAAGUAGUAUCAAGGAACCAAUAAUAAUUGACCUAUUAGACGAUGACGACGACGACGAUGAGUAUAUGUGAACAACAUGGAGCUGUAUUCAUGGGAGGGAAUCAUUUUGAUUUGUUCAGCAUCGUCUUGCUUUUCCAUGUUUUUGGACGACUCGCCAAAUUUUGGUGAUGCAUACUGCCCAACAAAAAUGCUCUCCUAAUUCAAAUGGCAAGUGGAUUGCACGCUAACAUCCUCGUCUCAGUUAAUGUGCAACAGUUAUCAAGCUAAAUUGCUGUUUGUAAGAGAUGAAUAUUCAUGGCUUAUGAGAGUGGGGUUAACUAUGCUUUUUAAGUUGCGUCUUAAUGUUACAAUUGUGCUUUUAACUGUGUAUAUAUGUAUGGAUAGAUUCAAUGUUAGAUGAUGAAUUUUUGAAAAUCAACUUGCUUGUAUUAAGA
Trifolium pratense (red clover) is the source of this 997-nucleotide messenger RNA. RefSeq lists its product as uncharacterized. Gene Ontology annotation, biological process: maturation of 5.8S rRNA; regulation of gene expression. Lineage: Eukaryota; Viridiplantae; Streptophyta; Magnoliopsida; Fabales; Fabaceae. Gene Ontology annotation, molecular function: DNA binding; RNA binding. The coding region runs from base 89 to 634 and encodes 181 amino acids. The record is from RefSeq and is a predicted model, not a curated record. The transcript has 5 exons. Gene Ontology annotation, cellular component: nucleolus; exosome (RNase complex).